Molecule: messenger RNA, 762 nt
Organism: Rodentolepis nana
Lineage: Eukaryota; Metazoa; Platyhelminthes; Cestoda; Cyclophyllidea; Hymenolepididae
Source: the annotation of a GenBank genome assembly
AUGAUCCAAAUCCAGAAAAUCCUACAUGCCUAUGAUGUAGGCAUUUUCACAAUUAUGGAAGCAAACCUUUCGGAUGACAAACUGAAAUACUACCAAUUCCCAGGUUACACCCUGUACCUUCUACCUAAAUACCGGCAUGUUGCAAGUGGAAUUCUGACUGGAGUAAAAGAAGGCCUCACAUCACAUUACGAUCUAAUCAAGAGUAUGGGCUCGACACAAAACAUGUGUGAAAUAAUCCGAUUAAAUGCUUGGAAAUGUCAAAAACACUUCAAGAUAUACGCGGUCUAUAAUCCAUCCCAUAAUAGUCCCAGCUUUGAUUUUCUGAACAUCUCACACAAAACUGUAGUAUUAGGAGAUUUCAAUGCACAUUUCACCAGAUUGGGCUAUAAGAAUAUAAACCUAGCUGGAAAGGAAAUCGAAGACAUGCCAAACAGCGACAUUCUAGAACUUAUUUACAGCAUUAAGAUCCUGCUUCAUAUUUGCACCACAAUGAAACCAGAACAACUCCUGACUUGCUCCUGGCUUCAACCGACAUCAGCGAGCAGUGACUUGCUCCUGGCUUCAACCGACAUCAGCGAGCAUACAUACCACAAAAUAACUGACGAUCCUGGUUCUGAUCACAAACCAGUCAUUGCUAGUGUGGUUCUGACAAUAGCCACGUCAUUGCUAGUAUUACCAUCGGCAGCAAAAGCAUAUCAAAGGCGCAAAAUAAAGACGAUCCUGGUUCUGGUCACAAACCAGUCAUUGCUAGUGUGGUUCUGA